AUGGGGUUCUUCAAGCGUUUGCGAGCGAAGACGCGGAGUCGAGGGUCGAAGAAGGAUCUCGGUCAACAGCAGGAGCAGUAUCACAAUGGCUACGGGCAGCCACAAUCAAGCUACGGUAGCAGGCCUGCCAAAGACUACACGAAAGUGCUGCCUCCGAAUGUCCUGUCGAAUAUCUUCUCGCAGGUCUGUCCGCAUGUGCGAGAUAGCUCGCUGACCUCGUCGGAGGAGUCGAUGACCGAGGAUGGUUGCAUGCUAUGUGAUAUGCGCGAUCUGGCGCAUGCUGCUUUGGUAUGCACGCAGUGGUACCAGAACGUCCGCAUCGAUGCUGUACACUACUGCGAGCUUGAGAUCGAGCUAGCAGCAAAGCGGAAGAAGAAUUCCUUCCUGAACCACAAUGCCGAACCCCUCGACGCUCCUCGAACCCGUCUCCUCCUCUUUAUGCGAACGGUCCGUGACUCGAGGGCGCUGGGAUGCAUGGUCAAAUCGCUACGCAUGCCGUAUAUGACCCGUGAAGCAAGCAAGAGCGAACUUGCACGAACGAUCUCUGUGCUCCCCAACCUACGCUACGUAGACCUGCCGGCCGGGUUCUUCAGUGAUGAUGCCUCCUCGCAAACCUUGAAACAGGAACUACUCGCUCGGUGUCCGGACAUUCGACGCAUGAAGUUCGCACGAGGCGCUGAAAGCAGUUUCUCUCGCAUGCCCAAGAUCAAGGCCUGGCCUAACCUGGAAGUUCUGGAGCUAUCUGCACUUAAUAUCGAAACAAACCUGCUGCGCAUGGUGCUUGGAUACUUUGAACGGCUGACCGAGCUGAGGUUCGAGGAUAUGCCUAUGCUGGAGGAUACCGUCUUCAAAUCUGUGCCGACAUUGCCGCCCUUCCCAUCCGUCCAGCGCCUUACCUUGACAGAUACGCCGAAGAUCACCAGCCGAGGUCUGGGAUGGUAUCUAUCCAGCCAGCAGAGCCGCAACGCCCUACGUCAUUUGUCCGUGGUGAACACAGGUGUUGAGCCACAGCGACUGCACGAAGUUCUAGCUCAAGCACCAUAUAUCUCCAGUCUCUCGAUGAUGCAGGAGGUAACCCGGGAAUUCCCACCUGAAUACGUCCCACCACUGGCCUCCAACACCCUCAGCCUUUUACACUACGAAAUCACCUCGGAAUCAGGCUCAUACGGCGUCCAAGCCCUGUCGACCUCAUACUACACAUACCUGAUGUCAUCUCUCCUAACCGGCUCUCUCCCUAAUCUCAUAGACUUGUAUGUCCGCGACGCCAACUUCCCAGAGACCCUCAUGCUCGCUCCGCCGCCGCGAGUAUUUGGCGGCGGAGAAGGUGGACCACAGGGCCACGCCGGCCUCAACCAGGCGCUAUCCGUAUACAGCAAGGGUAUGGACGAGCUGGAGUGGAACUUCACCACCUACCAACCCUACGCUGAAGCUGGACGGCGGAUGAGCACCACGCGCCCGGUGAGCUUACACGGUGCCCAGCUGAGUCCUGCAUGGGGCGGGGAGGCGCGUAGGAGCGUGCUGGUAGGAAACGGGUUCGGCGGGUUCCUUGCUGUGCCUGCUGAAGAAGAACGACGGACGAGCACGAGUACCUGGGGCUCGUCGUCUGGGAAGAAGGAGAAACGAGAUCUCUGGCGUUGA
Arthroderma uncinatum is the source of this 1638-nucleotide messenger RNA. RefSeq lists its product as uncharacterized. Bases 1 to 1638 code for a protein of 545 amino acids. The transcript is spliced from 2 exons. NCBI's taxonomy places the organism in Eukaryota, Fungi, Ascomycota, Eurotiomycetes, Onygenales, Arthrodermataceae. The record is from RefSeq and is a predicted model, not a curated record.